CCACCACCCCCUUUCCUCUCCUUUCGGCUAUCAUAUCUCUCCCUCUCCCCGGGGAGAGCAAGCGAGGGAAGGGACCAGGCCAGCCCAUAACUAACAAAACCGACACGCAAUAAGAGAAGAAGCAAAGAGAAGAGCCACCCGCCCGCCCCCACCACCUUUGUGCCGCAUGGCUCCGCGCCGCGGAUUCCCCCUCCUCCUCCUCCUCCUCCUCCUGCUGCUGGCGGUGGCCUGCACCACCAACUCGUCGGCCCUCAACACCGUCGGCUCCGAGGCCGUCGCGGACUUCCUUGCCGCCAGGGGGGAUGGGAGGUGUGACGGGCUUCUAGGCCAGUGCAUCGACGAGGACACGGAGAUGGAGACGGAGACCGGGAUCAGCCGGCGUGGCCUGGCAAGAGCCGGCGUCAGGCACAUUAGCUACGGCGCGCUCUCCAAGAACCGAGUCCCGUGCAACCGCCGAGGCCGGUCGUACUACAACUGCUCCAGGGGGAAAAGCGCCAACCCCUACCGCCGUGGCUGCAGCGUCAUCACGCAGUGCCAGAGGAUCUUCAACUGAUCAGCAACCAGUAGAAGCGAACAAGAUUUUUAUGAAAGCAGCAAUGAGCAAGGAAAGAAUAGCGGGGAGAUCUGGUUUGGUUAUUUUUAUUGUUCCGAGUCAGUACUGUCCAUCACGAGGUCCCUAAAACUUUCCCUCCUCCCCGUGAAUUGUCGUAACUUCCAUUCCAUUCCAUGCUAUCCAAUUUGUUCACAGGACUGGUGCUGUUAUUGCUGGCCCUACUAUUAUACUAAUAUUACCGUCGUGUAUUAUUUCAUGUGGCUGUAAUAAGAGACCUAGCUAUAGCUGGCUCUUAUCUUCUCUCUCUCUCUCUCUCAACUCGUUUCCGUGAAUGUUAUGGAGAAAAUAUGUAUAUGAAGCUGCAUGGAUGAUCUGGUUUCUAAAAAUUAGCAUUGAAGCAUGGACCGCAUACCCACAUAU
This is a messenger RNA of Phoenix dactylifera (date palm), 973 nucleotides long. RefSeq names its product protein RALF-like 22. The record is from RefSeq and is a predicted model, not a curated record. Gene Ontology annotation, biological process: calcium-mediated signaling. NCBI's taxonomy places the organism in Eukaryota, Viridiplantae, Streptophyta, Magnoliopsida, Arecales, Arecaceae. Gene Ontology annotation, cellular component: plasmodesma.